AUGAUGGAGAAAAAGCGUAUCCUGUAUUUUCUGUUGCUCUUGCAUUUUUUUAUGAUUCUUGUCACAGCAGCAGAAAGAGAAAGUGAGAGCCCUGAUGACUCAAUUCAGUUGGGGGUUACUAGAUAUAAAAUUAUGACAGCUCAGUAUGAAUGUUACCAAAAAAUUAUGCAAGACCCUAUUCAACAAACAGAAGGCGUUUACUGCAACAGAACCUGGGAUGGAUGGCUGUGCUGGAAUGAUGUUGCGGCGGGAACGGAAUCAAUGCAGCUCUGCCCUGAUUACUUUCAGGACUUCGAUCCUUCAGAAAAAGUUACAAAGAUCUGUGACCGAGAUGGAAACUGGUUUAGACAUCCAGCAAGCAACAGAACAUGGACAAAUUAUACUCAGUGCAAUGUUAACACACAUGAGAAAGUGAAGACUGCACUGAAUUUGUUUUACCUGACUAUAAUCGGACAUGGAUUAUCUAUUGCAUCACUUCUUAUUUCACUGGGCAUAUUUUUUUAUUUCAAGAGCCUAAGUUGCCAAAGGAUUACCUUGCACAAAAAUCUGUUCUUCUCUUUCGUUUGUAACUCUAUUGUAACAAUCAUUCACCUCACUGCAGUGGCCAACAACCAGGCCUUAGUAGCCACAAAUCCUGUAAGUUGCAAAGUGUCCCAGUUCAUUCAUCUUUACCUGAUGGGCUGCAAUUACUUUUGGAUGCUUUGUGAAGGCAUUUACCUACACACUCUCAUCGUGGUGGCUGUGUUUGCAGAGAAGCAACACUUGAUGUGGUAUUAUUUUCUUGGCUGGGGAUUUCCACUGAUUCCUGCUUGUAUACAUGCCAUUGCCAGAAGCUUAUAUUACAAUGACAAUUGCUGGAUCAGUUCUGAUACCCAUCUCCUCUACAUAAUUCAUGGCCCAAUUUGUGCUGCCUUGCUGGUGAAUCUUUUUUUCCUGUUAAAUAUAGUACGCGUUCUUAUCACCAAGUUAAAAGUUACACACCAAGCAGAAUCCAAUCUCUACAUGAAAGCUGUGAGAGCUACUCUUAUCCUGGUGCCACUGCUUGGCAUUGAAUUUGUGCUCAUUCCAUGGCGACCUGAAGGAAGGAUUGCAGAGGAGGUAUAUGACUACAUCAUGCACAUCCUUAUGCACUAUCAGGGUCUUUUGGUCUCCACAAUUUUCUGCUUCUUUAAUGGAGAGGUUCAAGCAAUUCUGAGAAGAAACUGGAAUCAGUACAAAAUCCAAUUCGGAAACAGCUUUUCUCAAACAGAUGCUCUCCGUAGUGCAUCUUACACAGUGUCAACAAUCAGUGAUGUUCCAGGUUAUAGUCAUGACUGUCCUAGUGAAAACUUAAAUGGAAAAAGCUUCCAUGAUAUUGAAAAUGUUGUCUUAAAAUCAGAAAAGUUGUAUGAUUAA
Molecule: messenger RNA, 1395 nt
Organism: Cynocephalus volans (Philippine flying lemur)
Lineage: Eukaryota; Metazoa; Chordata; Mammalia; Dermoptera; Cynocephalidae
Gene: CALCRL
Product: calcitonin receptor like receptor
Exons: 12
Coding region: 1-1395 (464 amino acids)
Biological process (GO): cell surface receptor signaling pathway; adenylate cyclase-activating G protein-coupled receptor signaling pathway; angiogenesis
Cellular component (GO): plasma membrane
Molecular function (GO): calcitonin gene-related peptide receptor activity; adrenomedullin receptor activity; calcitonin receptor activity
Source: RefSeq, a predicted model, not a curated record